AUGACGUCCCAACAUGAGGUAAAAAAGAACCCUGGGAAACCAUCUGGACCUGGCACGCUGUCGGCUAGGAUUGCAAACACAGCCUCCUUCACCUCUUCCAGGUUGGGGGGGCUCAAUAGGAAAGAGUUCCUGUUGUCUAUGAUGAGGGGGUAUGCAGUCAAGGAGGCCUGGUGGUGUUUGGGUGGCCCUGGAUGUGAAGAGAUCAUAGUAAAAUCUAACAGCCUCAUCACCAAGCAACAACAACAGAAAGAGAAACGUUUUGAAAGAGAUGCCACCUUUGCUGAGGGGGAAGGGAAAGGUAGUGGGAAUGGGGAAGGGGGUGGUCAAGGGGGAGAUAGAGGGAAGGGGGAUAAUGGUGGGAAGAAUAUUGGGGAUGGGAAAGGUAGUGGGAGUGCGAAUGGGAAAGAGGAGAAUGGCAGAGAAGGCAAGGGAAAAGGGGAUGGGAAGAAAAUUGAAAAUGGGAAUGGAAAUGGUAAUGGCAAUGGAAAUGGUAACCGGAAUGGAAGCGGUGAUGGAAAUGGAAACGGUAAUGGGAAUGGAAACGGCAAUGGGAACAGGAAUGGAAAUGGGAAUGGGAAUGGCAAUGGAAAUGGGAACGGGGAUGGCAAUGGGAAUGGGAAUGGGAAUGGCAAUGGCAAUGGGAAUGGGAAUGGUAACGGUAACAGUGAUGGGAAUGGGAAUGGAAACGGCAACGGCAAUGGGAAUGGGAAUGGAAACGGAAAUGGGAAUGGGAACGGGAACGGAAACAACAAUGGGAAUGGGAAUGGGAACGGGAAUGGUAACGGGAAUGGGAAUGGAAAUGGGAACGGAAAUGGAAAUGGAAAUGGGAAUGGGAAUGGAAAUGGAAAUGGAAAUGGGAAUGGUAACGGGAAUGGGAAUGGGAACGGCAAUGGUAAUGUAGACAACUCAGCUACGAACUACAGGGUGCUUCCCCCAAUAACAAAAACGGGGCAAGAGCAAGCAGUGUGCCUGGGGCAGGGCUGUCACCUACAGACACUCCGGUGCCCCACCCAGUGCACUCAGAGGAAGCCCAGGGAUGCAAAAAAGAGGAAGGGCUGUUUCAUCGAUUGCAACAAGUGCGAAACCACUUGCAAAUUUAGGAAGCCCAACUGCUCGGGGUACGGAUCAGUGUGUUAUGACCCUAGAUUCAUCGGCGGUGAUGGCGUGAUGUUCUAUUUCCAUGGGGCCAAGGGAGGAGACUUCGCCUUGGUGUCUGACGAUCGGCUACAGAUCAAUGCCCACUUCAUUGGGAACAGGCCACAGGGGAGGACCCGUGACUUCACAUGGGUUCAAGCGAUUGCGGUCAUGUUUGACUCACACACAUUGGUUGUUGCUGCCCAAAAGGUCACCAAGUGGAACGACAACAUGGACGCCCUCAUGGUCCGUUGGGAUGGCAAGGAUGUCAUAAUCCCCACUGAUGGAGAGGCCGAGUGGCGAAUCUUGAGCGACAAGGUAAGAGGUAGAGGAGUGUUAGUCGAGAGAACUGACAUGUUCAACAGCGUUAGGGUGACAAUUGCUGGGCUGAUGGAGAUGGUUGUGAAAGUGACGCCCAUCGGAGAAGUAGAGAACCGAGUGCACAACUAUCGGUUGCCUGAAGACGAUGCAUUCGCACAUUUGGAGACACAAUUCAGCUUCACCGGUUUGACAGACAUGGUUGAGGGGGUACUGGGCCAGACUUACCGUCCCAAUUACAUCAGCCCUGUCAAGAUUGGUGUCCCCAUGCCGAUGAUGGGGGGCGAAGACAAGUACCGCACCAUGUCCUUCCUUUCUCCUCAGUGCGCCACAUGUAGGUUCCAGCCACAACUUCCUGCAAUUGGAGUAACAGAUAAGUCGGGCCUGAUCGGCGUGGCUUAGUACUAAUAAGACUGUUUCUUGUUUGAAUAAUGAUCUUGUUU
Messenger RNA from Magnolia sinica, 1895 nucleotides. RefSeq lists its product as uncharacterized. The record is from RefSeq and is a predicted model, not a curated record. Lineage: Eukaryota; Viridiplantae; Streptophyta; Magnoliopsida; Magnoliales; Magnoliaceae.